Messenger RNA from Nycticebus coucang (slow loris), 2115 nucleotides. RefSeq names its product THO complex subunit 1. Gene Ontology annotation, cellular component: THO complex part of transcription export complex. Bases 26 to 1999 code for a protein of 657 amino acids. Gene Ontology annotation, molecular function: protein binding. The transcript has a single exon. The record is from RefSeq and is a predicted model, not a curated record. Lineage: Eukaryota; Metazoa; Chordata; Mammalia; Primates; Lorisidae. Gene Ontology annotation, biological process: regulation of DNA-templated transcription elongation; signal transduction; mRNA export from nucleus.
GUAGCGGGCACGCGCAACCGAGAAGAUGUCUCCGACGCCGCCACUCUUUAGUUUGCCCGAAGCGCGGACGCGGUUUACGAAGUCUACCAGAGAGGCCUUGAACAACAAAAAUAUCAAGCCAUUACUGAGUACCUUCAGCCAAUUACCUGGCAGUGAAAAUGAAAAAAAAUGUACCCUUGAUCAAGCUUUCAGAGGUGUUCUAGAAGAAGAAAUUAUAAAUCAUUCAUCAUGUGAAAACGUUUUAGCUAUUAUUUCUCUUGCUAUUGGGGGAGUAACUGAAGGUAUUUGUACCGCAUCUACGCCUUUUGUAUUGUUGGGAGAUGUUUUGGAUUGUCUUCCUUUGGAUCAAUGUGAUACAAUAUUCACUUUUGUGGAAAAAAAUGUUGCUACUUGGAAAUCAAAUACAUUCUAUUCUGCUGGGAAAAAUUAUUUACUACGUAUGUGCAAUGAUCUCCUACGAAGAUUAUCUAAAUCCCAGAAUACAGUCUUCUGUGGACGAAUUCAGCUCUUUUUGGCCAGGCUUUUCCCUCUAUCUGAGAAAUCAGGUCUUAACUUGCAGAGUCAGUUUAAUCUGGAAAAUGUCACUGUUUUCAAUACCAAUGAGCAGGAAAGCACACUGGGUCAAAAGCACACUGAGGAUAGAGAAGAAGGAAUGGAUGUAGAAGAAGGGGAAAUGGGAGAUGAUGAAGCUCCAACAACUUGCUCCAUUCCAAUUGAUUACAACCUAUAUCGAAAAUUCUGGUCACUUCAGGAUUACUUUAGGAACCCUGUGCAGUGCUAUGAGAAGAUUUCGUGGAAAACUUUUCUUAAGUAUUCUGAGGAAGUUUUGGCUGUUUUUAAAAGUUAUAAAUUAGACGAUACUCAGGCCUCAAGAAAAAAGAUGGAAGAACUGAAAACAGGAGGAGAGCAUGUAUAUUUUGCAAAAUUUUUAACAAGUGAGAAGUUGAUGGAUUUACAGCUGAGUGACAGUAACUUUCGUCGACACAUCCUGUUGCAGUAUCUCAUUUUAUUCCAAUAUCUCAAGGGGCAAGUCAAAUUCAAAAGUUCAAACUAUGUUUUAACUGACGAACAGUCACUUUGGAUUGAAGAUACCACAAAAUCAGUGUAUCAACUACUAUCUGAAAACCCCCCUGAUGGAGAAAGAUUUUCAAAGAUGGUAGAGCAUAUAUUAAACACUGAAGAAAACUGGAACUCAUGGAAAAAUGAAGGCUGCCCAAGUUUUGUGAAAGAAAGAGCAUCAGAUACCAAGCCUACAAGAGUCGUACGGAAGAGAACAGCACCAGAGGACUUCCUAGGGAAAGGGCCCAGCAAAAAACUUCUGAUGGGAAAUGAGGAGUUAACAAGGCUUUGGAAUCUCUGUCCUGACAAUAUGGAAGCCUGUAAAUCAGAGACAAGGGAAUACAUGCCAACUUUGGAGGAGUUCUUUGAAGAAGCCAUUGAACAGGCAGACCCUGAAAACAUGGUUGAAAAUGAAUAUAAGGCUGUGAACAAUUCAAAUUAUGGUUGGAGAGCCCUGAGGCUUUUAGCACGGAGAAGCCCUCACUUCUUCCAGCCAACUAAUCAGCAGUUUAAAAGUUUGCCAGAGUAUCUUGAAAACAUGGUAAUAAAGCUAGCCAAGGAAUUACCACCUCCUUCUGAAGAAAUAAAAACAGGUGAGGAUGAAGAUGAGGAAGAUAAUGAUGCUUUACUGAAAGAACAUGAAAGUCCUGAUGUUCGGCGAGACAAACCUGUAACAGGGGAACAGAUAGAAGUUUUUGCCAACAAGCUUGGUGAACAUUGGAAGAUUCUGGCUCCCUAUUUGGAAAUGAAAGACUCAGAAAUUAGGCAGAUUGAGUGUGAUAGUGAAGACAUGAAGAUGAGAGCUAAGCAGCUCCUAGUUGCCUGGCAAGAUCAAGAAGGAGUACAUGCAACACCCGAGAAUCUGAUCAGUGCACUGAAUAAGUCUGGACUAAAUGACCUUGCAGAAAGUCUAACUAAUGACAAUGAGACAAAUAGUUAGCUUCUUUCUUUCUUUUUUUUUUAUUAAAACUGUGAUAAGAUUUUGUUACCAAGCAGCAUUUGAUAAGAGGUCCACUGGUUUUGGUAAACAAUAAACAUUUUUAUAACAAAAAAAAA